AUGUCUGCCGAAGUCGAGCGAGAGCUGUUGAACCACUACAAGCUCGACUCAUUAUACCCCUCAGAAUGGCCUGAUCGAGACGACGACUACGACAGUGAUGGCGACCAUGACGCGACAAACACGAACCAUAGGGAGUCCAAGUUCGCUGCUCUGGAUCGCUCCGUCUCUGCUGCUGGAGGAAAGAGAUCCGACAACAGCGUGCAAAAAGAUGAACCCGAUCCGUUAGGCAUUGUCCCGAGUGUUGUCCACGAAUUGCGCCGUCGCGGCCUGCCUGUCGAGGAGAACCUUCGUCUGCGCAAUCGCUUCAUGCUGUCCUCGACCACCUUCUCGCCCAAUCUGUUCUUGUCGCAAGUCCACCAUGAUGCUUCCACCGACUCCCUCCUGAAAGGCCUCCAUUUCCUGUCUAGUUCCAUCGAGCAAAAGUCUGCCUCACUCAAGUUGUUGGUCGAGUCCAACUUCGAACGCUUCGUCAAGGCCAAGGCUACCAUUGACAAUGUAUACACCGAGAUGCGCACCCAGGGCCAGCAAACUAUGCCAGUCUCCCCUGGCCACCAGCGAAGGCACUCAAGGCAUACCAGCCGAGGAGGCAUAUCACAUUUCCGUACUCCUAGCGGAGCUCUGUCACCUCCUGCUGUGAAUAAGUUGCCAGACAAGAGAAAGAAUGCCUUGACAAAGGAGAGCGAGUAUGGUGUCCUCGGUAUCAAGGCUCCUCUGAUUGAGCUUGGUGCCAAAGCUGAGGAAGUCUGGGGUCCUGCGUUAGGUGGUCGUGAANAGGAAGAAGAUCUGAAGUCUGUCCUGACCUAUCUUGAACAACAUCGUGACGUGUUUGGAAUUGGUCAGGCUUUACAAGAUGCCAUCCGANAAAAGGACUAUGACUCCCUUGUAUCCGAAUACAACCGUGCUAAAAAACUUGCGAACGAUGCCACUCGAAAAGCUGAAUCAGGCCAAGAACUAUCAGAUGCAGACGUCCAUCAGAUCUUGAUCGCCGCAAAAGUUUGGUCAGAUGCUCAAUCACAAAUCGGCACCUUCAAGCGCGAAUCUCGAAAACACCUUGCUGCUGCCAGGACUCGCCGUUCUUCGCCAUCUACUGCUGCUCAGCCUGAUACGACUAUGGCUCUGAUCGCUACCCUUCUACAGAUUGACAUGGACGACAAUCCCAUCACGUUUUGGCUGUUUAGUCGAUACAACAACCUCAAAGAGAAGCUCACUCGCUCCUUUGAUCGUAUGCGCAUAGAGAUCGAGGUUUCAAGGCGGCGCUUGGCAUCAGCAGAACCACCCAGUCUCCAAACGUCGAAACUCCAUCUUCAAUCUGCUGUGGCUAACCUUGUGCAAGAUCGGAACCUGAAUAGCACUGCAAACGCUAUGGAUGCUUCCAAGAUAAUCGAUUUCUGGGAGAAGAUCCAAAGUGCUCUCCACAGCUUGUUGUCUGCACAAGGAGGCCUUCUGGGAGAGAUCAUCGAAUUUUGGGAGACUGCAGAAUCCUUCAUCUCUCACAAGGCGCAGAGAAAUCUACCCACCGGAGUCUUUGCUUCAGAGGGUCGUCAACAUCUUGAUCUCAGAGAAGACGAGAUAAACCGUCUUCGUCAAUCUGCUACAGACCUGCUCAAUAGCAUGCGCGAGAACAUCUUCUCGUUCUUCGUCGACUCACCAGUUGAAGACAUCUCAUCCUUGUUCUCGCCGGUUCCUGCGACACCCGAUACCCCUUCGUCCAGUCUGGCUAGCGACCAGCGCAUGUUCUCGUUCGAUGUAAACAACAUUCCUGAGCCCUCUCCAAAACGAGGAGAAUCUUGGGAGAAAUAUGCUUUCUGGGCACCCUACGCAAACUCCCUAAGUGGCGUUCAUUAUCUCAGUAACAUCUUACUUCUCGUUGGGACGUCAGCAGGUGAGGUUGCUAGUCUCUCUCUUGUCAGGGACAACUACCGCAUGGCAGAACAGCUCAAGACCAUGGUCAGCGGAGUACGCGAACGCUGCAUUCAGGCUGUUUGCGCCGCCUGGAACGUCGACUCUGAUAAGACCAGAUACCUCGAGGACUGGACAAGGCAUACGGAUCGCCGCGAUCUCACUAACAUGCCGUUCCGUUUUAGUGCUCUCGAGGAAACCAUCCUUGGUGAUAUGCAGAAAAUCUUGUACAUUUCCGGCGCCAUGUCGCGACCUGGUUAUGAGGAUGUUGUUGGGCCUCCACCAACCAAGCUUCUUCAGAUGGUCAGACACCAGUUCAUCACUAGCAUAUACAAAACGCUUAGUGGCGCUGUGGAGAAUGCAGAGAAGAACAAGAAGAUUGGAGAAUCCGCAAUAGACGACCCAGAUGGUCUCACAGUACCCAUGAUGCAAGGAGGCUCCAGUACGGAUACGAACAUCGUGACCACACGAGCGACAGAUAAGGUAAGUCCUAAGACCAGCUUCAACGGUCAUCAGGAGCUAAUAUGUAUAGNNAACGUCCGUCUAUUACUCACACUUAGUAACCUAAAUCACCUGCGUCGCGAAGUGGUGCCUCAGUUGAUCUCGCAAUUCGAAUCCUCGUUUUCGAUCAAAUUCACAGACGAAUCUAAACAAAUUCGCGAUGUGCUUAAGCAGAUCGAUGAUCGUCUGUUCCUAGGCUACGUUAAGCCCACGACCACACAACUCCGCGAUAUUAUCACAGCUGGUAUCUCCUCUCCGAACUGGCUACCCAAGACCUCUUCGCGACCAACAAACGCUCGUCCCUACAUAUAUGAUGUAUUGCUUGCUUUGGUGUUGGUGCACACCGAAGUUUCCACCACAGCAAGCACACUGACCUCACCCCUCCUAUCCCAUUUCCUCGAAUCCGCUAGUGAAUCCCUUCUCACAGCUUUCUCUGAGCGCCGUACUUAUUCUCUUACGGCUCUGAUGCAAGCAACUCUCGACGUUGAGCUGCUCGCACAAACCCUGUCCAACUUCACCACCGAAAAAGCAUCGGAGAUUCAAUCGAGGAUAUACUUGGUGCUUGACGAGAGGACGGAUGCAGAUGCAAGGACUAGGCUUCAAGCUGAGUUGCCAGAAAUGAGGGCAAUCUUGAAGAGAUUGAGGGAGGGUACCAAGGGACAAUUUGGAUGCUUCAGGAGGGAGAGGAGAGCUAGAAGUGAUAGGCCUGGUAGUUCGAGAAGUGGUGGGACUGCAGGAACCGGGUCGGUGGUUGGAUAG
Messenger RNA from Aureobasidium musti, 3159 nucleotides. The record is from the annotation of a GenBank genome assembly. Lineage: Eukaryota; Fungi; Ascomycota; Dothideomycetes; Dothideales; Saccotheciaceae.